AUGACAGACAAUUUAGAACCGGUAUUGUUUGAAAUCAACGCUGAUCCUACAAUGGCCACUACAAAGCCAUUCGCUGAUAUCAGUCCAUUCAGCCAAUAUCCGAGAGAAGCAGAAAUACUUUUUAUGCUUGGUUCUAUUUUUCGUGUGAAAAGCAUCCAUCGCAGUGGCGAUAGUCAAGUAUGGAUUAUCCGAAUGGUUUUAUGUAGUGAUAAUGAACAUGAAUUAAAACAUGUUCUCAUGGAUAUGAAACGGCAAUUUGGAAGUGGAAAAACAGAUCUUCGAACAUUAGGAAGACUACUAUCGGAGAUGAAUAAACCAGAUUUAGCUGAAAAAUAUUUUAUACGCUUAUUAGAGCAACUUCCACCCAAUGAUCCUUUACUUGAUGAUUUGUAUCAGGAUCUUGCUAAAUUCGCAUCACAAGCCGGUAACCUUGACAAGAGUAUGGAAUGGCGUAAAAAAGCUAUUGCGCUGCAACAACAAAAUGAGUUAGCAGGUAAGCAAUUCUAUUAUUAACGUCAUCAAAAGCAACUCUA
Messenger RNA from Rotaria sp. Silwood1, 533 nucleotides. NCBI's taxonomy places the organism in Eukaryota, Metazoa, Rotifera, Eurotatoria, Philodinida, Philodinidae. The record is from the annotation of a GenBank genome assembly.